Messenger RNA from Spodoptera exigua (beet armyworm), 4083 nucleotides. The record is from the annotation of a GenBank genome assembly. NCBI's taxonomy places the organism in Eukaryota, Metazoa, Arthropoda, Insecta, Lepidoptera, Noctuidae.
AUGGCGCUAACGCAGCAAAAAGGUCGCAACAACAAACGAAGACUUCCCGACGACGUAAAAACUUGUAGGAAUUACGCGUACUUGCAGGAAAUUUACGACGCGGUGCGGGCUACAGACAGUGUUAGCACUAAGGAUUUUAUGGCAAAAUUAGGCGAAUAUUUAAUUUUAACGGCGUUCUCACAUAACUGUCGACUGGAGAGAGCGUUUAAAUGUUUAGGCACCAAUUUGACUGAAUUUCUAACUACUUUAGACAGCGUGCACGAUGUUUUACAUGAUCAGGACGAUGCAUUAAAAGAUGAAACGGUGGAGUACGAGGCAAAUUUCGUUUGCACUACAUCACAGGAGGGAAAAAUUGAGCUUCAUCUGACGACAGAGAGUGAACCGGUGGCAUACCUGCUUGUCGGCAGCUUAAAAUCCAUAGCAAGGCUUUUAUAUGACACACAGACGGACAUAAGACUGACAAGUUAUACUAACGAUCCUAGGAGAUUUAAGUACGAAAUAAACGCAGUUCCAUUACAUCAAAAAUCUAAAGACAGUGAUUGUGAGCAAUCAGAGGCAUCGAAUAUUGCGACGUCUACAAAAGUGACAGACUUGAAGAUCGGAGUGGCUAGCUUCUGCAAGGCGUUCCCUUGGCAUUUCGUCACUGACAAACGACUGGAACUCGUGCAAUUGGGUGCUGGCUUCAUGCGGCUCUUCGGUACCUACCUAGCGUCUCAUGGCUCUUCGCUCGGCACCUACUUCAGAUUGCUUCGACCACGAGGCGUGCCCCUCGACUUUCGUGAGAUUCUGAAGAGAGUGAAUACUCCUUUCAUGUUCUGCUUGAAGGUACCUGGAUCGUCUUCACCAGCUGAGGGUCUGGAGAUCAAAGGUCAGAUGGUGUUCUGUUCUGAAUCAGACUCACUCUUGUUCGUUGGAUCACCAUUUCUGGAUGGACUUGAAGGUCUUACUGGCAGGGGUCUCUUCAUAUCUGAUAUACCCUUGCACGAUGCCACGCGAGAUGUUAUACUUGUUGGCGAACAAGCUCGGGCUCAGGAUGGCCUCCGCAGACGCAUGGAUAAGCUGAAGAACUCGAUAGAAGAAGCCAGUAAAGCAGUUGAUAAGGAGAGACAAAAGAACGUCAGCCUUCUGCAUUUAAUAUUUCCCCCUCACAUAGCCAAGAGACUGUGGUUAGGUGAGAAGAUUGAAGCGAAGAGUCAUGAUGACGUCACAAUGCUGUUCAGUGAUAUAGUUGGCUUUACUUCAAUAUGUGCUACUGCUACUCCUAUGAUGGUCAUUGCUAUGCUCGAGGAUUUAUACAGCGUGUUCGAUAUCUUCUGCGAGGAACUUGAUGUUUAUAAGGUGGAAACAAUAGGCGAUGCGUACUGCGUGGCUAGCGGGUUACAUCGCAAGAUUGAUACUCACGCGCCGCAGAUCGCUUGGAUGGCAUUGCGCAUGGUUGAAACUUGUGCCCAGCAUUUAACACAUGAAGGAAACCCUAUAAAGAUGCGCAUAGGUCUUCAUACUGGGACGGUUCUAGCUGGAGUAGUCGGAAAGACCAUGUUGAAGUAUUGCCUAUUUGGACAUAAUGUCACACUUGCCAACAAGUUCGAGUCCGGAUCUGAACCUUUGAAGAUCAACGUCAGUCCAACUACUUAUGAGUGGCUAAUAAAAUUCCCGGGCUUUGAGAUGGAGCCCCGGGAUCGUUCGUGUCUACCAAAUUCGUUCCCAAAGGACAUCCCGGGAACGUGUUAUUUCCUUCACAAGUAUUUACACCCGGGCACCGACCCCUCAGCUUCCCAGGUCAAGCAUAUACAAGACGCCUUGAAAGACUUCAACAUUGGUCAGACAAAACCUGAUGACAUAGAAAAUGAUGAAUCGAGUGGAGCAACCGAAUCUCAGAACUAAAAACCCAAAAUCGAUUACAAAAUAAAAACAGAAUUAAUUGUAAAUACUUACCUCAAAAAUUGCUUUGUUCGUGAUUUUUUUUUCAUGUAAAAAUGUCACUUAAAUGUUAUAAUACUCUUAGAUUUUAGGCGUUUUUCCUUUGACGUUGUUAGUUAAGGAUUCUGUGGCUAUGUUGUUGAAACUGAUUGCUUUUCUAUUAGAUGUAUGUAAUUUAGGGCUAAUAAUUAUUGAUAUUGCGUACAUAUUACAAGCAUAGCGUAUUUUAAUUCACUAAUAGUGACAUUUGAAUGUUUCUGUCUAUUAUGUAUAUUGAUUUUGAAAUCAGUACCUCUGAAUAUUCCUAAGUAUUUAAAUGUACCUUCCUUCUGUAUUUAUUUUCUAUCUAUCUUUUUGCUAAAGUAUUUAAAAAAAAUGCCAAUCGCAGAUAGAACUAUGGUUUUGUAGAUAUGAACAGUGCUAUAAGCCAAAUGACAUUACAGAGCUUGUCUCUAUUCUUGCGAGAAAAGAAAACUCAAUAUGUGGUUCAAUAUUGACGGAAAUUUGGCACAUGCCAGUCUCAUCCAGGGGAGGCCAAAUCCCACACCUCCCAUUCCCAAUCCGUAAAUCCUACAAUCUCCAAAAAAUCCUCUGAUAUUGCGGAUGUCCAUGUUUAUAGAUACUUGUUGGCCAACUUUGUCUCAUACAAGAAAACCUAUGCAUUGUGUUUUCGCCCCUCUUGGUAGACAAGCACCUGGAUGCCAUUAGGCUUUUAACACUGUUUUGCUGCUAAAAGAGACAUUACCUAGGGAAAAUUUUUGAGUCGCAUAUCGGCAACAUUGUUUUUUUUUUUUUGGUCUGUAAGUAAUUCAAAAGUAAUUUUGUUGACUAAAGUAGAAGUUAUUAACCUCAUUCCAAAAAGGUUUUAGCCUUUAACUCAUGUAAAGCGUAGUUCACAUUACUCUUAUACAUUUUUACCAACACAUUUUCGUAUAGAAGUAAUUUAUAGUGAUCUGUGUGAAGCUUUACUAUGUAAUCUUAAGAAAUAUGUACAUAACGUUGAACCUGGGAUAAUUACGACUUACAUAGAUAGUAAUGCGACGCUGUAGAUAAAGGUAAAUGUAAAUUAAAUAAAUGUUUUGCUUAUAGAUAUAACUCGUUCAGAAUAUAAUAGAAAAAAAACAUUAUAAGUACGGUACAUAAAAUUUGAAUUCAGAAUAGAAAAUAGUUGGAACAGAUGUAUUUGUAGUAUUUUUCCUAUUUAUGUAAAUUUUUUUUUCGUUUUCGGCUACUUAUGUGAAAUUAAAAUCAAAAUGUGUUAAAAACUUUUUUAUAAUUUCUUUUUCUAGUGAUGUUGUAAUUCUAAAUUCAAAUUAAAGUUGUCAUUUCCAAUUUUGAAUCAUACUAACUUUUUUCGUGGCCAUUUUUUUUCACUUCUUAGUAUUUAUCUCGACGCUAAGAAUUUCGACGAAAAACUUUUUAUACUACCUAUAUUUUCAUUUAUAAUAUAUUUAUUGUUAUACUAUAGUGUUAAGUAAAAUUGUAUAUUAAACUUCUGAACACUAUACAUACUUAUAAAAAAGCGUAUGUUCUAAAAUAGUUAAUGUGCUUACUGCGUACCUUGAAUACUGUUAGGUAUUGUAAUUAAUUAAAGUAAAUAAAUAAAAAUAUUGAUUUUCAUAUCUUUAUCAAGAGCUAAAACACUGCGUUCAACAUUACGGGUACAUUAGCACUCAUAGGAACCAAAGAACCAAAUAAACAGGUUCAAAUUAAAAUCUAAAAGUAUAUUCGUAAGUCCACCUUAUUUAGACGCUUUAUAUUAUAAUGUAGUCGAUCAAUACAUUGGAUGGUUGUAUGUCAUUGUAAAAAUCAUAAUACGACCAAUUUGUGAUGUCACUAUUCAUGUAUACUUUUGACUUUAUAUCCUCUAUAACGAAUGAAAAAUAUUCUAGAAUGUUCUAGAGACUCUUCAAACAUACUCACAGGCUAUUUAUAUAGGUACUCAGUAUUUUAUAAAAUACAUAGCCAUAAACAUUCCACAUUUAAAAAAAAAACAUUUAAAUUUUUGCAGUGUUGUGAUUUAGUGUAUUAGAUUAAAUUGUGUAAAAUAAACCGUUUCUUUGCUAAGAUAAAGUUCAUAUUGCUAUGCUUGAAAGUGUUUGCGUCACAUAUCGCGUAGGUUAUAUUUAACAUUGUCAUCUAGUCACUAAAUGUAAGUAAUUU